Messenger RNA from Dermatophagoides farinae (American house dust mite), 5792 nucleotides. RefSeq lists its product as uncharacterized. Gene Ontology annotation, cellular component: cytoplasm. The record is from RefSeq and is a predicted model, not a curated record. Gene Ontology annotation, biological process: negative regulation of apoptotic process; cellular response to fibroblast growth factor stimulus; positive regulation of ERK1 and ERK2 cascade. Gene Ontology annotation, molecular function: protein kinase activity; ATP binding. Lineage: Eukaryota; Metazoa; Arthropoda; Arachnida; Sarcoptiformes; Pyroglyphidae.
AUAAUCAAAUUUUCAUCUAUUUUCUCAACAAUAAUCAUUAAAAAAUGGCUCUGGACAGAUUUAUCCAUUUGAUAUGAAAUCAUAAUGUUACAUAAAAUGUCAUCAUCAUCAUCAAUGAAAUAUCGACAAAAUUAUAUUGUUUUUUGACAACAACAACAACAAAAUAUCAUCAUCAUCAUUUUAUAUAUGCAACAACAGGUGAACAGACAUAUAUAAUAAUGCUAUAUAUUAAUUGAUGAUCAACUUUUGCAUAAUAACCGUAAAAAAAGUGCCAUUUCCAUCUUUAUUUCCAUUUUCAAUGUCCGAUUUUAUAAAUCGGUACAUUUUCGUCUGUGUGUGUGUGUGUGAGUGUUAUGUGCCAGAAUUUUUUUAUUAUUAUAAAAUGUCGCCAUACAAUCCAUCAAUCAAUUGAUCUAAAUUAAUAUGUUGAUUUAGAGAUAAACAAAACGUUACCCAUUAUCAAUCAUAAUCAUCAUCAUUGUCAUCAUUAUCGUUUUUAUAAGGAAAAAAAAUUUGUCUGAUUUGUCUUGCGAAAAAAACUUGCACGUGCAUUGCACGUUAACUUUUUUGUUAAAUUAAUUAAUUGUUUUAUUACGAAUACAAAUUCGUUUUUCAUACGAAAGAUAAAAAAAACAGAACAAAAUAAAAAAAUCAACAAAACACGUGUUCGCCAGUGUGUGUGUGUGUCUGUUUGCAUAUGGUUGCAAGAGUGCGCCAUCUAUCGUUUUUUUACCAAUAUCCUUAUCAAUCGUUCAUCCAAUUUAAUCCAAUAAUAAAAACGAUAGCCAAAAAUGCAACAACAAAUGCGUUAUGAGGCCGAAUAUUUUGACGAUAAAAAACGUCUAUUACGGGCCAUUUUUAAUGAAACAUUGGCCCAAUGUAAUGAUGCAUUACAUAAACGUAACAUCAGUAAAGAUAAAUUCCAGGAAAUGUCAUUAAAAUUUGAUGAUGAACGUUAUAUACGUAAUAUGUUGGACAAUCCAAUAUCAAUCGUAUUGAUGGGUAGCCGGCCAUGUGUUAAAGCUCGUAUAGUUAAUUAUAUGCUUGGUUAUGAGCUUUUACCUGUAUUCGAUGUAUAUGAUCCUGAUUAUAAACAACCAAGACGUUCUGUACGAAUUCAAUAUGGUACACAAAGACGUUUAGCAUUCUGUAUAAGACAUUUUGAAUUAUUAGAAUGUUCACCAUUACAUACUGAACGUGUUGUUUCAUUUGAAGAUCUUCGUUUAGAUUUUCUACAAGAUGAUCCAACAUUAUUAGCAUCAGCUAAUGGUACACAUGAUGAUCUUUUAUCAUCGAAUCCAGAAUUAUCUGAUGGUUAUUCAGAUGGUUUACAAACAUCAUUAGUGAAUGGUAUGACCAAUGGUGAUCGUGGCGGUAUCAAUGGUGGUAGUGGUGGUAGUAAUGCUUCCAGUGGUCUUGAUUCAGCUGGAAAUGAUCAAUCAUCUAAUACACCGACAACAUUAUCAUUUAAUUCAUCAUGUUCAUUGAUAAAAUCGGCACCAACCACUACAUCGAAUCAUGUUAAUCGUCAUAAUAAUCAAGUAAGAAUGGCCGGUCAAUCACGGCCCCAAUCAGAAAAAUUAAACCAGACGAAUACAGCAAAUACAGGUGCUGCAGCAGUAGCUGCUGCUGUUAAUCAUGUGAUACAAAAUGCAGGUGGUGGCGGUGUCAAUGGUGUUGGUGUUGGUGUUGGUCAUCGCCAUGGACAUUCAUCAGGUUAUUCUAGUCAACAAAAUGUCAAUCUUUUAUUACAACAACGUGGACAAUCAGGUGGACCUGUUGGUGAUAAUGGAAAUGUUGUUGGCGAUGGUAAUGGAAUGGCAACUAUUAAACAAACGACGAUGAAUCUGAAAUCUAGUUUCGUACCAUAUGAUGAUCUAGAAGAUGAUGACGAUGACGAUGAUGAUGAUGAAGAUGUUGAAUUUGGUGAAGAUGAAAUGCUUAGUCAAACAGAUUUUGUUAACGAAAUGACCACAAUGGAAAUUGUAUUGCCACAUGAAUUAUUGGAGAAAAAUCUACAGAUACGUGUCGCACCGGAUGUUGAAUCAUUUGAUUUGAUAUAUCGUACCACAUUUAGCCGUACGAAUCCAAUAAUAAUAUAUUGUUUUGAAAGAUCGGAUGAAAUGCUUACCGAAACCGAUCGUCGUCAUUUACAACAAUUACGACAACGAAUGCCAUCGACGCCGAUAUUUUUUGCCCAUAUUAUGGAUUUUAAUUCUGUUUAUCAUCAUCAUCCUGCUGGUGCAUAUCCAUAUCAUGCACAUCCAUCAUAUCCAUUGACGAAUCCUAAUGGAUCACAAACUCAUUAUCCAUCAUCGAAUAUGUAUCGUUUUACCAUGGAUCCACCAGUAGCACCAAGUCGUAUAUCGGCAAAAAUUUCCAAUGUAAAACAGCAACAACAACAACAACAACAACCACAACCACAAAUAAUCGUUGAUCAUAUGAACGAUGAAGUCAAAUCCAACUUGAAUCAAACUAAGUCAAAUGGUAAUUCAUGUUCAGCUGAAUUUAUUCCAAAUAUUACGAAUCCAACAACAAAGACGACUACGACGACGAUGAAUAUGACAAAAACAACAACGGCGAAAAAAUUGCCUGCACGUCGUAAUACACAUUGUUUGGGUGAACAACCAAUUGGUUUGGUUUCAUUGAAACGUUCUGAAUCCACAUCAUCGACACAUUCAUCACCAUGUACAUUACCAUCACAGACAACAUCAUCAUCAUCAUCAUCAUUAUCAUGUAGUAAUAAUACAACACAAAGCAAAAGUAUGCAAAGCAUUAAUAAAUCACAAUCAUAUCUACAAGGUUCAGAAUUCAUAUGGAAACAAUUAAGAGAGAUGGGUUUCUUCCAGGAAAUGCCUUCAACAGUUGCAUUACAAGCGCCAAUGGAUAGGCGGCAAAAACAUCAAUCAAACGGUUAUUAUAUAAUCAAUGAUAGACCAUUUAAAUGCUCCAAACAGAAUGCCGACAAUGGAAUGGAUGUAUCGUCACGUUUUAUUUGUCAUUCAUAUGAAUUUUGUUAUUUUGUUGAUUUUUUUCGUUCAAUAUUGAAAUCAAAUCUUGUGGUGGCGGCAACAUUGUUGAAUGAAAUCCAUAAUCAAUUCAUACAGUACUAUAUAUUCACUGCAUUCGAUAUGACAUGGAAUCUGAAUUAUUGUAUACCAAAACGUUUGGAAUAUGCACGUAAAAAAGAGGCUGAACUAUAUAUGUCAUUAAUGGGUAUUGCUAAUCGUAAACAGGAAGAAAUUCGUCAAUUGAUUGGUGAAACAUUACAAUUUAUGCGUGAUGAUAUUCUUACACAGGCUUCAUCAUAUCGAUUUGGUAAUCCAGUUUUCAACACAAAUCCAAUGGUAUCGGCUGCCGAAGUGAAACAUUGUGCCGAAGAAAUACAGGAUUUUGUAUUCAUGACACUUAAUCGUGCUAUCGCUGUUAAAUUAAUUGGUUCCGUUGAUAUAAUGCGUGAAAGUUUUAUUGGAACCUUACAACGUUGUCUAAAACAAUUGGAAGAAUAUCGACAACGUCGUGAUACAUUUGGUUUUGGUGGUGGCAAUGGUGGUGGUGGUGGUGGUGGCGGUGGCCAUUUAAUAAAUAAUGGUCAUAAUAAUAAACAUUUGAUUGCUGAUAAUAUGAAAAUGGUUCCUGUAAAUCCAAAAUUAAUAAAUGGUCAUUAUAAUCAUCAUCAUCAACGUGUGCAAGAAGAAAAAAUUGAUUUAGCAUUAUCACGUUUGUUGAAUUUAGCAUAUUCAAUCGAGAUUAAUGCCAAUAGCUGUUCAUCAAUGUUGAGGAUAUUUUGGGAAAAAAUGAAAAAUUUUUUCCUCAUGCUUAGCAUCGCAUGGAAACCAACCUGUCGUAUUGAUGCUGAAUGGAAACGUAAAGUGUCAGCUGAUUUGUUGGAUAAUUUAUCUGAAGCUAAACUGGCUAAAUGUAUUUGUACACAAUUUCGGGAAAAAUUAAAAUUAGCACAUGAAACUUUUCUGAAUUCAUUAGCUAAUCUAGAAACAACAUUGGUCACACGAUUGAAAGAAAUUGAUCAUCGUCGUCAACAGGUACGAAAAAAUGAUGCACCAUUAUUUGCAAGGCUAGCAUUGGAAUCUACAUCGUUUAUUGAUGCCAUUCUUUAUGGUUCACCGGAAUUGGGUAAAGAAAUCGGACGUGGUCAAUAUGGUGUUGUGUUUUCAACGAAAAAAAGUUGGGGCAAUUAUUCUCGGAUUGCCGUCAAAUCAAUAAUGAUCUGUGAUGAUAAACAUUGGAAUGAUUUAGCCAUGGAAUUCUAUUAUACACGUUCAUUACCUGAAACUGAUCGUAUUGUACAGAUUCGUGGUUCAAUUAUUGAACAUAAUUAUAAUGGUGCAUCAUCAUAUGUUUAUCUUAUUAUGGAUCGUAUGGUUCGUGAUUUAUAUGUUGGUCUUAAAUCCGGUUUAGAAUGGUUACAACGUUUGCAGAUUGCAUUCGAUGUUGUACAUGGAUUACGUUUCCUACAUAAUCAUGGCCUUAUACAUCGUGAUAUUAAACUCAAAAAUGUACUAUUAGAUAAAUAUAAUCGUGCAAAAAUUACCGAUCUUGGAUUCUGUAAAUCUGAAGUUAUGAUUUCUGGUAGUAUUGUUGGUACGCCCAUUCAUAUGGCACCAGAAGUUUUUACUGGAAAAUAUGAUUCAAUGGUCGAUGUUUAUGCAUUUGGUAUACUAUUCUGGUAUAUUUGUGCAGGAUCCGUUGAAUUGCCACAGAUUUUUGAACAAUGUCAUAAUAAAGAUCAUUUAUGGAUUGCCGUUAAAAAAGGUCUUCGACCAGAAAAACUUGCCAUAUUUGAUGAUGAAUGUUUCAAUCUAAUGGAACGUUGUUGGGCUGGUGAUCCAUUGAAACGUCCAUUAUUAGGUGAAGUUGAAGAAGUUUUAUUGGAUAUUAAAAUGCGUCAUGAACGUGAAUAUUAUACUAAUAAUCCGAUUCAAAUCACCAACAAUGGUAAUAAUGUUGAUGUAAUUCGUCAAGAAUAUUUAAAUGGAAGAAAAACAUUACCAAAAGGAUUUUCACCACGAACCAAACGAUUAUCGAUACAAGAACAGCAACAGCAACAAUUUAUUCGUCAAAUGAAUGCUGUAGCAGCUACAACGGCUGCAACGACAGCAACAACGGCAAUGGCUAUACCAAAUCCUAAUCCAACAAUGGGUGGAUCAUUAUCACCGACAAAAAACAUUACAAAAAUACCAUUACCACUUCCAUCAUCAACGUCAUCGUCACCACAACAACAACUACCACCAUCGUCAUCUUCAACAUCAUCAUCAUCAAAUGUCACUGAUACAACUGUGAAAACCGUAACCACGACAACAACGAAUAAUGAAUUAGCAACAAUUGUCAAUAAACCGAUUUAUGAAAAUGAAAAAUUGAUAAAAAAUCCAAUUACAAUUAUAAAUGAUAAUAAUAAUCAUCAUCACGAUGAUCCAGAUGAUGAAGAUCGAAUGAAAAUGAAAACCGAAAUGAAGAUAAUAAAUUCAUCGCCACCAUUGUCAACAUUUUCAGAUACCGAUAUAACAACAAAGAUUGCAACGGCAAUUGUUUAAUUUGUUUUUUUUCUUUUCACUUCAUCCAUUCUAUCUAUCUAUCAAACACACCCAAUCAAUCAAUCAAUCAAUCAAUCAAAGCACAUCACACACUGGACAAACACUCAUAUCCACUUUUUUGCUAUUUACAUUAUCGUUAUUUAUUCUGUUUUUUUUCCAAUUUUCUCCAUUAUUAUUUCGGCCAAAGAUUAUUGUUUUAUUUUUUUUUUCGAUAAAUUAUCAUAUUCUCUUCACUCACAA